AGUGAAGCUUACUGCCAAGUAAACAUGCAUAAGGUGAUGAACUGAAGUAUCAGCAAAAUGCCACACAAGAAGAACUCCAGCAGAAAGCAUGGAUGGUUUGGGGGCACAGGAAGUACCAAAUUGCUGAGAGCCUGCAUUUGGAGUCCGGCGGCUGCAGCGAGCUCGGCACCUCCGGCGGUGGAGCUUCGGCAGUGGCGCGCCAUGGAGGGUUACCGAAACGCCACCGAGGUCCAGAUGAGUCAGCUGGUGCUGCCCUGCCACACCAACUACCGCGGGGAGCUCAGCAUUGGGCAGCUCCUGAAAUGGAUAGACACCGCAGCUUGCCUCUCGGCCGAGAGGCAUGCUGGCUGCCCUUGCGUCACAGCUUCAGUGGAUGAUAUCUAUUUUGAGCACACAAUUAGUGUCGGGCAAGUUGUCAACAUCAAAGCAAAAGUCAACCGAGCAUUUAACUCAAGCAUGGAGGUUGGCGUACAGGUCAGCUAUGAGGAUCUUUGCAGUGGGAAACAAUGGAAUGUGUGCAAGGCAUAUGCAACUUUUGUUGCACAAGGCAAAUCACCUGCUAAGAUCAAGUUAAAGCCCCUGGUUCCUCAAACGGAGGAGGAAAAGAUUGAGUACAGCAUUGCUGCUGAACGCCGCCGGAUGCGACUGGCCCACACAGACACAAUCAAAGACCUUCUCACUAACAGCCCUGUGCAAUCUGAGGGCAAGAACAGAGAGUGCAACACUGUGGUGCCUGCUGAAAAGACCAGAGUGGAGAGUGUGGAACUAAUUCUGCCUCCACAUGCCAAUCAUCAGGGAAACACAUUUGGAGGACAGAUCAUGGCCUGGAUGGAAAAUGUGGCCACAAUAGCAGCAAGCCGAUUGUGCCAUGCUCACCCUACCCUGAAGACAAUUGAAAUGUUCCAUUUUAGAGGACCAUCUCAAGUUGGGGACCGCCUCCUCUUCAAGGCCAUUGUCAACAAUGCAUUCAAGAACAGCAUGGAGGUUGGGGUGUGCGUAGAAGCUUAUGGGCAUGAAAUGGAAGUUAGCCGAAGGCAUAUCAACAGUGCUUUCAUGACCUUUGUGGUCUUAAAUGGAGGUGAUCAGCCAUGCACUCUGCCAAUGCUAAAACCAGAGCCAGGGGAUGGAGAGAGGAGGUACAAAGAAGCUAGUGCUAGGAAAAAAAUUAGACUGGACAGAAAAUAUGUCAUUUCCUGUAAGCACACAGAGGUACCUUUGUCUGUGCCUUGGGACCAAAGUAAUAAGGUUUACCUGAGUUACAACAAUGUUUCUGCAUUGAAGACCUUAGUUGCCAAAGCAAACUGGGUGCUUGCCUCCGAAAGAGACAAGGUCAAGAUGUAUAUGCUAGAAGAAGAUAAGUUCCUGUCUAUCAGAAUUGAGAUGACCAUCUGCAUUGAUGCAAAGCAGGCCUUCCUGCUGCUUUCAGACAUGAGGCGCAGGCAUGAGUGGGAUGAGCACUCCCUAUGUGCUGAGCUGGUGCAACAAGUUGACAAAGAUGAUAUGAUCUAUCAUGUAAUUAGUCAAACCAUCAGUGAGGAAAACAAACCUCAGGACUUUGUCAUCUUAGCAUCACAAAGAGAACCUUGCAGCAAAGGUGAUCCAUAUGUUGUAGCAUUCAAAUCUGUCACAUUGCCAACACAACCAGCACAGCCAGAAUACACUCGAGGAGAGAUCUUAUGUUCUGGCUUCUGUAUUUGGCAGGAAACAGAGGAGCUUACCAAGGUGUCCUAUUACAACCAAGCCACACCAGGUGUGUUGGGCUACAUCACAACUAACAUUGCUGGGUUGUCCUCGAGCUUCCACUCCACCUUUCAAGCCUGUGAACAGUUCCUCCAAAAGCACAAAGAUGAUGUCUCUGUCAGACUUCAGAAUCUUUAACUACAACAUUUUAUCUUUGUAUAGUCGUGUGAUGAACAUGGAUGUAAAUAUUGAAGUGACCUUCCUAUAUUUGUGAAUGGAAAGAAAUAGACUUGUUCACAUACAUAAAGUGCAUAGCCCAAGCUUGCAGUAGUGGACCACCUUACAGGAGCAUGAUCAGAAUGAGAAAUUGUAAUCAGGAAAGUAAUUAUUGAUCUUACAGGUCAUUGUGCACCUUCUCUAUUCAGGAAGCAGCACAUGAAGAUUUUUCUUGGAUUAUGUGUGUCCUUAAUAUCUGUCUGUCUUUUGAAGCUGUUUAUUUAAUUGAUAGGAAAAUCUGAUUAUAAAGGGAUAUAUUAAAAUAGAUUCCGCCUUCUAUUGCCUGAUCCAGAAGAAUAGGUGCUAGAUCAGUUUGGAUUUUUUUAAACCUAUACAGGAAAUAACUUUUCAUAUUGUAUCAGCAGAAGUGAUGCUUCCCCUAAAGUGCCUUGUACCAAGGAAACUAACAUUCACAAGCACCAACAGUACAAAUUCAUAGGAAGAAUUAUUCUUUAUUGGAAGGGUUUACAGACUUUUUCACAGGGCUUGGUGGUGUGUAUUCAGAGCAUUGGAGUGCAUCAUAGUACAUCUGCCUCUCAAAACCUUGGAUUGCUUUACUUCUGUGCACUUUAACACGAACACAGCAUGAUGUCAAAUAAUGUCACAUGUGAGGAGAACUGGAACAACUAGAAUUUCAACAAUCCUUUGUGAAUGUCUCUUAUUUAGUCUUCCUUGAAUGAUGGAGUUUUCUAUCCAUGUCAGUCAGUGCAAGCCUGAGAGAGAUUGUUUAGCCAUAAAAGAAUUUUUCUCACAGAAUUCUGGAAGAUGCUCCUUUUUGACUUGGAUCACUAGACAAUUGUGGACUGAGUGUAUUAUCACCUUUCUGUGCAUUCGGUUUGCUGGUAGAUAGUCUUUUCUUUUAUGAUCUUCCAUCAAGUUUGUCGAUUUUGGCUUUAUCUGUCUUCCAUUGCUGAUCAGGAUUAUGUAUGUUUGUUGAAAUAAAUAGCAAGAAAACUUAUUAAAAAAAA
Molecule: messenger RNA, 2924 nt
Organism: Heteronotia binoei (common prickly gecko)
Lineage: Eukaryota; Metazoa; Chordata; Lepidosauria; Squamata; Gekkonidae
Gene: ACOT11
Product: acyl-CoA thioesterase 11
Exons: 17
Coding region: 58-1878 (606 amino acids)
Cellular component (GO): extracellular exosome
Molecular function (GO): lipid binding; thiolester hydrolase activity
Source: RefSeq, a predicted model, not a curated record